AUUCAGUAUUUUCUUGGGUAUUUUGUGAACGAACUCGUGAAACAAUGAUGCGCUUUGUGGUUUUGAGUGUCCUGAUUGUGGGAGCUUUCGGUGCCAAUUUGAAGAAUUACCCGAAACUGAGGCUGGAUGGAAAGAUUGUUGGUGGCUAUGAGGUGAACGUUGAAGAGGCUCCAUAUCAAGCAUCACUGCAGACAGACUACUCCAGCUGUGGUGCUUCAAUUAUUAGCGAGAAUUUCGCCCUGACUGCUGCCCACUGCACUGAUGACGCAAUUGCUGAUAUGUUCACUUUGAGGGUCGGAUCCAGCUACCACGCAAAGGGCGGUAAAGUUGUGAACGUCAAGAGAAUUGUGCAGCAUCCGCAGUGGAAUCCUCAGACUAUCGAUUAUGACUUCGCCCUUCUGGAACUGGCGGAGACACUGACGUUCAGCGAAGCGUGUCAGCCAGUUGAUUUGCCGGAGCAGGAUCAGGAUGUGGAGGAUGGCGCUUUGCUGCUGGUUUCCGGCUGGGGCAACACUCAGAACGCUGAGGAGUCCAGAGAAAAGCUGCGCGCAGCUCUUGUGCCAAAGACAAAUGACGAAGUCUGCAGCGAAGCUUACGGAGGCAAUGGCAUGAUCACACCCCGGAUGAUCUGCGCUGGCUACGAAGAGGGCGGCAAGGACGCGUGUCAGGGAGAUUCCGGCGGUCCGCUGGUGGAGAAUGGAACCCUCGUGGGAGUUGUAUCUUGGGGAGAGGGAUGCGCCGAGAAAGGAUAUCCCGGAGUCUAUUCGCGUGUUGCAUCAGUGCGCGAUUGGCUGCACAAGGAAGCUAAUCUGUAAAAUGUGUGUUAAUUUUGAAUCCGAACUGAUUUAAUAAAAUAUUUUACAUCG
Phlebotomus argentipes is the source of this 866-nucleotide messenger RNA. RefSeq names its product trypsin-1-like. Lineage: Eukaryota; Metazoa; Arthropoda; Insecta; Diptera; Psychodidae. Gene Ontology annotation, molecular function: serine-type endopeptidase activity. The record is from RefSeq and is a predicted model, not a curated record. The transcript is spliced from 2 exons. The coding region runs from base 45 to 815 and encodes 256 amino acids. Gene Ontology annotation, biological process: proteolysis.